CGGUCCGCAGGCGCUGAGCUGAGCUGAGCUGAGCCUGAGCCGGCUGCACCGGGGGCUUCUCCUGUUGCGACCUGGACUGAGCCGUCUCCUGGGCACAGCAGGGCACCCGCCACUCCCCGGGCGUCUGCCAGGCGCGCUGAGAACCACGGCGGGGGUGAAUUUUAACUCAGCUCUUCAUUGCAGCUUCAGCCCAAGCCCCCUGAACGGGCUGCGGCUGGGGGAGGUGAAAGCGGAAGGAGCUUCUUUGACAUUUUAAUUGCAGAUGUGACUUUUAUGGCUAAGACUAAAUAGCACUUAGGUCCUUCAGGUCACAGUUUCUCCACCUUCCUCCCCACGCAGUUUCUCUAGCUGAAUGAAGAAGGCACUGGCAUUGCUCUCAGGAGAAAGGGGAGAGCGUGUUCCCGAUUGCCCCUCCUUGCAUGGUAAAGGAGCAGAUAGGUCAGUUUACUCUCUGUAGCCUGUAUCUUCUUCUGCCUGUGCAGGAUAAUGGUGAGCCACAACGCACAGUGAGAUAAAGGGCGUCUGUGUGCGUGUGUGUAGGAACCCAGGGGUGUUCCUGCCUGUGAGGUGGAUGUGUGGGUUGUUGUUUUUUUUCUUCUCACCAUCAUAAUUUUAAAAUAAAUUGGACCAACUUUUGCUAGCAGUCUCCUCUUUUACAAAAAGCAGAUCUGAGAGAGUUGGGGGCUGGGCAGGUGCUCUCUUUCUGUCUGUAUCUAAGACCAGGAGAGAGAACAGGCACCUGGGAGAGGCCGUAGAAUAGCUUUAGACUGCUGGGACGCCCUCAGCCGAGAUGUUCAGUUGGCUUGGUCAUGACGACCGAAGAAGGAAGGACCCGGAGGUGUUCCAGACUGUGAGCGAGGGGCUCAAGAAACUCUACAAGACCAAGCUGCUGCCUUUGGAAGAGCAUUACAGGUUUCACGAGUUUCACUCUCCUGCCCUGGAAGAUGCCGACUUCGACAAUAAGCCCAUGGUCCUCCUCGUGGGGCAGUAUUCCACCGGGAAAACCACCUUCAUCAGGUACUUACUGGAACAGGACUUCCCAGGCAUGAGAAUCGGACCUGAGCCCACUACUGAUUCAUUCAUUGCGGUGAUGCACGGAGAUGUGGAAGGAAUUAUUCCAGGAAAUGCACUGGUGGUAGACCCGAAGAAACCUUUUAGGAAACUCAAUGCUUUUGGAAAUGCCUUCUUGAACAGAUUCGUGUGUGCCCAGUUGCCCAAUGCAGUGCUAGAAAGCAUCAGUGUCAUUGACACACCUGGGAUCCUGUCUGGGGAGAAGCAAAGAAUUAGCCGAGGUUAUGACUUUGCCGCUGUCUUGGAAUGGUUCGCAGAACGUGUGGACCGCAUCAUCCUGCUCUUCGAUGCCCACAAACUGGACAUCUCUGAUGAGUUCUCCGAAGUCAUCAAGGCCCUGAAGAACCACGAAGACAAGAUGCGAGUGGUAUUGAACAAGGCUGACCAGAUUGAGACACAGCAGCUAAUGAGAGUAUACGGGGCCCUUAUGUGGUCCCUGGGAAAGAUUGUCAACACCCCUGAAGUAAUCCGGGUCUACAUUGGCUCCUUUUGGUCCCACCCCCUGCUCAUCCCAGACAACCGCAAGCUCUUUGAGGCUGAAGAGCAGGAUCUCUUCAGAGACAUCCAGAGCCUACCCAGGAAUGCAGCCCUUCGGAAACUCAACGACCUCAUCAAGAGGGCACGGCUGGCCAAGGUCCAUGCAUAUAUCGUCAGCUCUCUAAAGAAGGAGAUGCCAUCUGUGUUUGGGAAAGACAGCAAGAAGAAAGAGCUGGUGAACAACCUGGGAGAGAUUUAUGGGCGAAUCGAGCGGGAGCACCAGAUCUCACCUGGGGACUUCCCCAACCUGAAGAAGAUGCAGGACCAACUACAGGCCCAAGACUUUACCAGAUUCCAGCCCCUGAAGAACAAGUUGUUGGAGGUGGUGGAGGACAUGCUGGCCCAUGACAUUGCCCAGCUCAUGGUGCUGGUACGUCAGGAAGAGACACAGCGGCCGGUCCAGAUGGUGAAGGGGGGUGCUUUUGAGGGGACCUUACAGGGCCCCUUCGGACACGGCUAUGGGGAAGGAGCUGGUGAGGGCAUUGACGAUGCUGAAUGGGUGGUGGCCAGGGACAAGCCUAUGUAUGAUGAGAUCUUCUAUACCCUGUCCCCAGUGGAUGGCAAAAUCACAGGGGCCAGUGCUAAGAAGGAGAUGGUGCGUUCCAAGCUGCCCAACACCGUGCUGGGCAAGAUCUGGAAGCUGGCAGACAUUGACAAGGAUGGAAUGCUGGAUGAUGAGGAGUUUGCCCUGGCCAACCACCUCAUCAAAGUCAAGUUGGAAGGGCAUGAGCUGCCCAAUGAGCUGCCCUCCCACCUCCUGCCCCCUUCCAAGCGGAAAAUGGCAGAGUGAAGGAGAAUUUUCUGAGCAAGCAUGAGCUGGAGUGAAAGAUAAGAAAUGUGAUGAGAUAAAACACACAUAUACCCAUAAAUUUAAAGAAUUACACCUAUAAGUAAGGGUGACCACUUUUAUCAAGGUAGCUAGGAUUUGACUAGUUUGGACAUGUGAAUAGGCUCCCAGCAUUGGUUGGGAACUCACCCAGAGCACCCAGAUAAGAUAAUUCAAGGACCUCUAACCCUGUAAUUCAAAAUAGGUAUCCCUACCCCUUUUCUUCCUACUUUGUCCCCAAGUCCCUUCUGCCUCCAUAACCCUUAGAUUCAUACUUCUGUAGAGGUAGUCACGCUAAGGCAUUCCAAUUCUUGACUGAUUUCUAUUAUUCCCAACCAAGAACCUGAGUAGACAAGAAAGGCUUUUAUCAUAAUAGGCAAUUAACUUUUUUUUAAAUUAACUUUUUUUCUAUGUAUUUUUUAUUUGACUUCCUAAUAUGAAAUUUGCCAGGCAGAGUAGGACAUAAGAAAGGAGGGGAGCAGAUGAUCUCUUUCAGGCCUCUGUUUUCCGGGAUGAAGGAGGAGGCCAAUAUGUUGACCUCAGAUGUAUCUCUUCUCCAAGGUAGUUUACUGGAGGACUUGUUCUACUGAUUAGGCCAUGGACUCAUUUAAUCAAUCAUUUGUUUAGAGAGAUCUCAAGGCAGGAAAAGGGGCUAGAGGGAUGGGAGAGAAAACAAAGCUGCACAUCAGAAUUUGCCUGCUGAUCACCAAAGGCAAGGGAAAUUAUAGUGAACAGAUAGAGUAACAAUAAAUACACAUGUGGUAUACACCCAUGAAGGCCCUGCAGUUCAGUUAUCUAGAAUCCAGUUAAGCAAAGAAGACUGGGUGUAGAAUUAUUACCUUUUCUCCCUGAUCUUAAAGCAUGGAAGACACCUUGCAAGGAAGGCCUGCUUUACUCACAUCCUGCUUCCUGCUAGAGCUUGCUAAGGAGGAGGAGGUGGAUAGUCAGUAUGCCCAUCUGAAAAAUGGGAUUAGAGAAUCUAGCUGCACUUCAAAAUCUGGGACUUCUCUAGGAGCCACAUUAUGGAAACUCAACAGAGCCACUGGCAGAAAAUGGGAUGGGCAAAGUGGUUAUCAUUCAAUAUUCCUUUUGUUUUUUUGGCGAGGUAAUUGGGGUUAAGUGACUUGCCCAGGGUCACACAGCUAGUAAGUGUUAAGUG
Molecule: messenger RNA, 3593 nt
Organism: Vombatus ursinus (common wombat)
Lineage: Eukaryota; Metazoa; Chordata; Mammalia; Diprotodontia; Vombatidae
Gene: EHD3
Product: EH domain containing 3
Exons: 6
Coding region: 791-2398 (535 amino acids)
Biological process (GO): endocytosis; endosomal transport
Cellular component (GO): cytoplasm; plasma membrane
Molecular function (GO): GTP binding; protein binding; calcium ion binding
Source: RefSeq, a predicted model, not a curated record